Messenger RNA from Tuber aestivum (summer truffle), 3497 nucleotides. Lineage: Eukaryota; Fungi; Ascomycota; Pezizomycetes; Pezizales; Tuberaceae. The record is from the annotation of a GenBank genome assembly.
AAUCCACAUCAGAAAAAAAAAAACCCCCCCACGAAUCAGGACGAGGUGCCCAAACAACCACUCAAUUCUUCCACCCAGGAGGCUUUGGACCCGCGCCGAAAUCAUGCGCUCCAAAUUCCCCUCUCUGGGUACCACCCCAAUAAUUUCCAGGCGCUCACUGACUUACAAAAAAGCAUUACUAUCGAAACGAACCUUGGCAAGUUUAACCUCCAAGAGGGCUCCUACCAACAAUAAAAGAGAAGCCGGGGGUGAUGACGGCCCGGUUCCUAAACCCAAGAAUGACCUUUUCAGAAAGAAUUUUACGCCGGUAGGUCUCCUAAUGUAGAAAAGUGAUCGGCUGCCAUCAGGAUUGGAAUUUACGGAAAUUGCUAACUCUUAGAGUUAGUCGGAGAUAGAGGCCGGCUGGUAUGAUUACUGGGUAUCCCGUGGCUUCUUCGAGCCUCAAAAGAGCCCUCACAGGAAGGAAAUUCAUAUGCUCCUCCCGCCUCCGAAUAUUACCGGGCAACUACACAUCGGGCAUGCGCUCAUGCUCUCAAUACAAGACGCCCUGGCACGAUGGCAACGCAUGAAUGGCUACCGCGUAUUCUGGCGGCCGGGCACUGACCACGCGGGUAUAGCGACGCAGUCCGUAGUAGAGAGGAUGCUGGAGGCGAAGGAAGGGCUCACGAGGAAAAAAUUGGGAAGAGAACGGUUUCUGGAGGAAGCCAAUAGGUGGCGUGAUCUAAAUGGUAGCGCUAUUCUAAAGCAGAUGGAGAGGUUGGGGGUAUCUACCGCCAAGAGUCUGGAGUAUUAUACGCUAGAUAAGGGCCUUAGUGGAGUGGUUACGAGGGCCUUUGUCAAGCUGUACGAUGACGGGAUGAUCUAUCGGGACACAAGGAUGGUCAAUUGGAGCCCCCGGUUGCAAACUGCUAUUUCGGACAUUGAGGUUGUAUGGAAGGAGAUCGAGGGGAAGACGGUUAUCGACAAGUAUGGAAGUCAUUUUGGCCCGGCUUUGUGACUUGAGUUCUGACCGUUUUAGUGCCGAGUUCGGCGUUCUCCACUCCUUCGCAUAUGCACUGGAAGACGGAAGUGGGGAAAUUUUAGUCUCGACCACAAGGCCAGAGACAAUCCCGGCAGAUAGAGCUAUCGCCGUGCAUCCCGAUGAUGAGAGGUACAAGGUGCGCGAAAGCAUACCACAAAUUCUCCUAAAAGCGAAUCAACACUAAUUGGCCCAUCGCUCAACAACAACAGCAUUUACACUACAAGUAUGCUUACCACCCCUUGCUUCCAGACGUCAAGCUUCCGAUCAUCCCAGACGCAAAACUAGUAGAUCCAGAAUUCGGUACGGGAGCAGUCAAGAUCACACCAUGCCAUGACCCCAAAGAUUUUGCAUUCUGGAGACAACAUACCUCCCCAGACGCCGACAGGAAAGUCGACAUUCCCCUGGUAGCCCUCUUCACAGAGACUGGGCAAAUCAAACCUGAAGUUGGAAUCAAGUCACUCAUUGGCAAAGACCGCCUCGAAGCCCGGAGACUAGUUGUGACCCUCUUGGAAAGUGGAAAUGCUUAUCGCGGGGCAAAAGAGCACCCCACACGGAUCGCUACUUGUGAACGCUCUGGCUGCGUCAUUGAGCCGAUGAUGCAGCCGCAGUGGUACCUGAAGAUGGAAUCGCUCGCAAAAGCGGUCUUGAAGGCCGGCAAGAGCGGUUCACUGAGGAUCAAACCUGACAACCCGUAUCGGGAAUCCUGGAUCAAGUGGCUGGGCGAGACACAGGAUUGGUGCUUGUCGAGGCAGAUAUGGUGGGGCCACCGCGUGCCCGCAUAUCGAGUUAUUGACCCUAUUGGCAAGGUACCUGGAAGAUGGAUCGUAGCCGCUAGCGAGGGUGCGGCCAGGGCCAAAAUGACGGCGGAGGAAAGGGAUAGUUGUAAUCUCGAGCAAGAUUCCGAUGUGCUUGACACCUGGUUUUCAUCCGGGCUUCUACCACUCAGUACUGCAGGGUGGAAUGGGGGUCAUGGCGGUGAAGUUGGCUCCGGGUAUCCCCUGAAAUUCAUUGAAAGUGGUGGUGAUAUCUUGUUCUUCUGGUUGGCAAGAAUGGCUAUGCUAUGUGAGUUGUUCUCAAUCCCGAUCGCUGUCGGGCGGACUAACAAUAUACAGGUCAUUAUUUCGUGGGAGAACUGCCGUUCAGGGAGGUACUCCUACACCCACUAGUAUGCGAUUCCAAUGGCAAGAAGAUGUCCAAAUCAGUGGGAAAUGUGUUAGACCCACUGGCCGUGAUCGACGGGCGAACCUGGGAGGAGAUUGUGUUUGCUCUCAAGAGAGAACACAGGCAUGAGAUCAAACAAUGGAAGAGGGUACCGGAACGGUACAAUACCGUCGAGAAGGAGAUGAAGAGGAGGUUGCAGGUGGCAAAAGGUUUAUACGGAGUAUCCGGCAUUCGUGAGAGCGGCGCGGAUGCGCUGAGGAUGGCCUUGAUAAAUCUCGCCAAACAGGUUUGUCCGUGCUAACCCCUCCGCUCCGGAACGUGGGGACUAAUCCUCCUUCCCAAAGCCCAGGGAGAUCAAAAUGGACUUGAGGGAGGUUAACACAUUCCGGCAGCUCAAUAUAAAGCUCUGGAACGCUGUCAAGCAUUUACAUCUCGCCAAAACCAAUGCUGAAAGGGUGACAAACGCACCCACCCAGAUCCUUCCGAUUGAUAUAGUCAUCCCGAGAACGGAUUUCGCCCAACUAACUAACAGAGCACUCAAUAUGCAUGACUGGUUUAUGAUCGAUCGUCUGCGCGGGGUCACAGAGGCCUGCGGGAUAGCCUUUAAGGAGAGGAAUCUGUACAAUGCUACUGAAUCAAUCAGGUCAUUCAUCUACAAUGACUUCUGCGACGUAUUCCUGGAGUUUCAGCGGCCGGAUAUGGCGCCCGAGUCAGAUGCUAAUGUAAGUCCCAGCAUCGUUGCCGGGGCUACAACCCAAGCAUACUAACCGCCUCCCAGAAGCGCCAACUAGCCAUGAGCCUAACAACCCACGCCCUGGACAUACUCGUCCGGUUAAUGCACCCCCUCGCCCCGUUCCUCACAGAAUGUAUCUGGCAGCGUCUCGACCCAGAACGGCAGGCCGCCGAGGCAAACACAAUCAUGGGAGAGCCCUACCCAAUACUAGAAGACAUCCCCAGGGUGGAAGCGUCACUGGUAACGCCAAUGCGCUACGUCCUCGAUCUGGUAUCCAAGCUGCGAAUCCUGGCCGGGACAGCCAAAGAGAGGCAGGAGGCGGUAGUAUAUGUCACCCCCAGGCAGCCGGUGCUGGCAAAGUACCUGAAGGAAAAACUAGGGGUAUUGCAGUCCAUAACCAAGGUGAACGUGAAUGCGACCACCAAUGAGGAAGAUAUAGGAAGCAUCCAUGAUGUUCCGGCCCGAGGAGCAGAAGACGAGGAGACUGUGUGGCAGUCUUACGAAGAGGCGCUAGGAGGCGGAAGGGUUAGGACGGUUUUCAGAUUUCAAGAUGUUAGAGAGCGUUGGGCGAAGCCGCGCUAG